UGAAGAAGAAAAGAAAAAAAGAUUCUAAAAUGUUGGGAGGGGCCGCGAGUUUAUAAACUCCCGCCAAGUCCGACGAGACCGCGCUAGCCAGAAGCGAGAGCCAUCCUUAGUGCUGAUUGGUUGAAGGUCCCGAACUCUGGUGUCCUUUGUUGCUGCCUGAAUUCUGCGGCCUCAAUCUGUCCCUGCAUCUGUGUGUAAUGCCUGUCGACAAGAAUACCUCAUCUAAUGAGUUAUGAUAGCCUCUGCAUCCAUGAACCCCCGGAAGCCAGCCCAACCUACCCCGGGAUAUCUGUGGCAUGGAUCAUUGAUAGAUACAGCUCAGCUUGGCUUCCACCAAGGCCUAAAUAUACUUGCGGAAGCGAAUCGGGCAGCUACAGAUUGUCUCCAGGCUCAAUAAGGCAGAGGCCGAGCAAGCCGGCCGCACGUGAUGAGACAUGUCGUAAUUGGCUGCGGCCACCCAGCGUUGUACAGGCAGUAGUAAGUGCUACACUCCACCAAGUAACGAUAUGCUCACCUGCUCCGCACUCCCUCACCUGCCCCAUGCACGGUGACCCAUUCCAAAUUCCCUAUUUCCCCUCCACUUCUCUUGCUCCUCUCUCAGGCUCAUUUGUCCUUGAACCUACACACUCUUGUCUGUCCGAUCAGACCAUACCGAGUCAACCUAUGGCUAUUGCCAACUCCGUCCUCAACGAGCGGUGACUGUCCGAUACCGCUUCCGUCCGACUGAACUCGCCGCUCGCCUCACCAUGGAUCUCGUGCAAAAAGAACAUGAGCGACUGGUGAAGAAGACCAAAGCCGCUCAAGGCCUUAAGUCUGUACAGACCUCGAUAGAUUUGCUGCAAAACGCGCGGGACGCUAUUGCUGCAGGUUGAUCCGAGUCAAGCAUCAAU
Aspergillus saccharolyticus JOP 1030-1 is the source of this 890-nucleotide messenger RNA. RefSeq lists its product as uncharacterized. The coding region runs from base 226 to 699 and encodes 157 amino acids. The transcript is spliced from 2 exons. The record is from RefSeq and is a predicted model, not a curated record. Lineage: Eukaryota; Fungi; Ascomycota; Eurotiomycetes; Eurotiales; Aspergillaceae.